CUUUUCAUCUCUUUUUCUCAAGGUGUCUGUCCUACAUGGAACCACAAAAUAUAUCACGUGCCCCCAUAUUCCUCCUCAUGGGCCUCUCCAACGAUCCAGAUCUGCAGUACCCUCUCUUUGGAAUAUUCUUGUUCAUGUACCUGGUGACAGUGCUUGGGAACCUGCUCAUUAUCCUGGCCAUCAGCCGGGACAGCAACCUUCACACACCCAUGUACUUUUUCCUGGGUAACCUGUCCCUUGCUGACAUCGCUUUCACCUCCACGAUAGUCCCAAAGACGCUGAAUGUCAUCCACACACGCAACAAUAUCAUCUCCUAUGUAGACUGCCUGUUCCAGUUGUCUUUCUUACAUUUGUUUGGAUAUAUGGACUGUCUGCUCCUCACCGCAAUGGCCUAUGACAGAUACGUGGCUAUUUGUCGCCCCCUGCACUAUCCAUCCAUUAUGAACCCCUGUGUCUGCGGUCUGCUGCUUUUGAUAACCAUUUUCAUCAGUCUUUUGGAGGCCCAGUUACAAUUCUUGAUGGUGUCACAUCUUCACUUCUGCAUUGAUGUGGAAAUUCCCAAUUAUUUUUGUGACCCUCCACAACUCUUCAGCCUGGCCUGUUCAUUCACCUCAACCAAAGCCAUAUUAGUGUAUUGCAUGGGUGCUGUCUUUGGUGGA
Molecule: messenger RNA, 659 nt
Organism: Elephantulus edwardii (Cape elephant shrew)
Lineage: Eukaryota; Metazoa; Chordata; Mammalia; Macroscelidea; Macroscelididae
Product: olfactory receptor 7E24-like
Exons: 1
Biological process (GO): G protein-coupled receptor signaling pathway
Cellular component (GO): membrane
Molecular function (GO): G protein-coupled receptor activity; olfactory receptor activity
Source: RefSeq, a predicted model, not a curated record